Rotaria socialis is the source of this 398-nucleotide messenger RNA. NCBI's taxonomy places the organism in Eukaryota, Metazoa, Rotifera, Eurotatoria, Philodinida, Philodinidae. The record is from the annotation of a GenBank genome assembly.
AUGGCUCCUCAACAAUGUAUACGCCUUAUGAAUGGGCCUUUGCAAUUUUCAAUAAGUCAAUUUUUCCGUCUCUCCUCAAAUAAACAUUGGACGACACGCGCACGUUUACUAUUGUUAUCACCAAAUUUACGUGAACCACGUCCAUCAGAAGAAAAAGAAGAACAAACACUUGAACGUAUUCAAUUAUGUCCAUCAUUAGCCGCUGGUUUUCCACAUUUUGCUUCUGGAAUAUGGAGAAACUGGGGUAGAGAUACAUUUAUAUCAUUACGUGGUCUUCUUUUAUUAACUGGUCGAUACGAAGAAGCUCGUUAUUUAAUAUUAUCUUAUGGUGGAUGUCUUCGUCAUGGUUUAAUACCUAAUUUAUUAGCUGAUGGUAAAGUAGCUCGUUAUAAUGCACG